Contarinia nasturtii (swede midge) is the source of this 526-nucleotide messenger RNA. RefSeq lists its product as uncharacterized. The transcript has 2 exons. Lineage: Eukaryota; Metazoa; Arthropoda; Insecta; Diptera; Cecidomyiidae. The record is from RefSeq and is a predicted model, not a curated record. Bases 13 to 507 code for a protein of 164 amino acids.
CAAAAUAACAAAAUGGAUGAAUACAAACAUACCGUGAUUAACCAACAUUUUCAUAAUUGUACUUUCCCUGGAAAUGUAAAUCAAUUGGGCGAAAGAACUCAAAUGCCACGAAAUGAUAUUGAUGAUGAUGCUGUACAAAACCGAAUAUGUAAUAUCUGCAACAAAUUAUUUGCGUCCAAACAAAACAGGGAUAACCAUGCCCGGAAAUAUCACAAUGUGAAUAAUUCUUCAUCAUCCACGUCAUCGAGGGCGUCCGCAAAAUCGCAAAGACAAGAACGAUGCAACAGAAGAAAUCAACCAGAAGAUAGUACCUCUCAUGUACAGUUUACAAGAUUGCAAGAAGAAAGUAUUGCCAUUACCGUGAAGGAAGAACCAGACUGUCACAUCGAGACUAUUGAUAUAGGUUAUUUGGCUCCGGUUUUCAGGGCUUCAAAUCUGCCGUCAAUUCGUACAAACAACGAACAAAGAAUACCAUUUUUCCAACAAGUGAGACGUUUAUUCCAUUGAAUGAACACAAAAAACGCUA